AAGAAAAACUAAUUUUCUAUUGCCUAAUUUAAGGCUUUCAAAAGAUACAAGUGCCCAAAUUGCUGUGUAUUUUCCCACCUCUAAUUCAUUUUCUUAAGGCCUGUUGCAUAUUUUUUAACAGUCACUUUGAAGUCCCUAAGCAGCAACAUAGGGCUCGCCGAGACCGCUCUAUUGGACAUCAUGGCUGCCAAUAUACAACAGCAGCGCUUAAUUAAUGAACAAUUAAGACGCGAGGUGGAAAUAUCAAGAGCCCGUGUCUCCGACUCCUGUAUGUUAAUGAUGAAAUACAUGUCGGAACAUGAAAAUGAAGAUUGUCUACUAACCGGUUUUACUAGUCAAAAGUUGAAUCCUUUUAGGGAAAAAAGUUCCUGUAGUGUUUUGUAAAUUGCCCGAUUGAAUUGAUAUGAAAAAAAAAACUUAACAGUUCCUAACACUUCUAUUAACGGAUUUUUGAAAAACACACACACACACAAACAUAUAACAUGGAACUCAAUUAUUUAUUGGUAGUAUUAUAUACAUACAUAUUAAAAACAUAUACAUACAUAUUAAUAUAAUUAUAUAGAAAAAGUAUAUGCUUACUAGGCAUUUCCGAAAACUCACAGUAUUGAAAACAACAUGAAUUUCAAAAUAAUACAAAAUAAAUCACUAUUCAACCGUCUAUUGUUAUAUACAAUUAUAUGAAAAAAAAAAACAAGAAAAUGUUUUAAAUAAAACAACAAAAUAUUUUAUUAACUUGUAAUUCCUGUUAUAUCAAGGGAAAGCUCUCUAUUGGAGUAUUAUAUAAAUGUUAAAUGGCAUGAUAACUGGAUAACUAAAACUUUCUCUCUAGAUGAAACUGAAAUUGCAUGCACUUAAACUGAAUUAUUAAAAAAUACAAAUAACAAAGUAUCAAAUAAAUGUAUUUGUUGUAGUAUUAAAACAAAAAAAAAAAAAAAACUAUAUC
This is a messenger RNA of Lucilia sericata (common green bottle fly), 943 nucleotides long. RefSeq names its product guanine nucleotide-binding protein subunit gamma-1-like. The record is from RefSeq and is a predicted model, not a curated record. Gene Ontology annotation, cellular component: heterotrimeric G-protein complex. Gene Ontology annotation, molecular function: G-protein beta-subunit binding. NCBI's taxonomy places the organism in Eukaryota, Metazoa, Arthropoda, Insecta, Diptera, Calliphoridae. Bases 181 to 384 code for a protein of 67 amino acids. Gene Ontology annotation, biological process: G protein-coupled receptor signaling pathway. The transcript has a single exon.